CACCAGAAGGAUUUAAUCGUCGUCGACCCCUGCCCUCCACCCCACGUUCGCGCCCUGCUUAAAAUUAGGCAGGCGCCGCGCCCCUUUUUAAUUUUUUCGGGGCCGGACCUGCCAACCUCCCUCCCUCCUCCACGUACAAUAGAACGCAAUGCCGGCCGCAGCAGUAGUGCGCGACAUGUCCCCGCGCCUCGCUGUUGUUUCUUGAUUUCUUCUCUCUGCUCCUUGUGUUGUUUGGUCCUCUUUGGUCUAACCUGAGAUCUAUCAACGAGCGUUAUUGCGGCUCUUGUCCUUGUUCGUGGGUGAGGAGAGGACGCCGGCCGUUUCUAGCACCGGGUGCUGCUGAUCCUGUUCUUCGUCACGGCGGCGGCCUUAUCGCUCUGGUCUCCGGGAAGCCGCGGCGGUGCACGACCGCCGGGGCCAACGUGCCCACGCCUUGCGCAUCAAGCUCGAGGCGGUGGGCUGGGUGAUGGUGCGGUUCCUCCGGCGGCAUAGCCUUGACAAGAGCAACUCGCACACCCACCUACGGAAGGAGGAGGAAGAGAGCAACAGCUGUAUAGAAAGCGACACGGCGGAGAUGCAAGAGCCCGGUGGCAAUGGUGGCGGGGGUGCUCCCCCGCUGCCCAACGGCCGGACGGCGCCUCGCUCCCGUCUCGCACGCGACGGGCCGCCCUCAGAUUUGGACGUGAUGAAGGAGAGAUUCGCGAAGCUGCUGCUUGGAGAGGACAUGUCAGGGACCGGGAAAGGCGUGCCGUCGGCUCUAGCGCUGUCCAACGCCAUCACCAACCUGGCCGCGUCCGUCUUUGGGGAGCACCGCAAGCUGGAACCCAUGGCGCCGGACACCAAGGAGCGGUGGAAGAAGGAGGUCGGCUGGUUGCUGUCCGUCACGGACCACAUCGUCGAGUUUGUCCCGACAAGACAGACCGCCGAGAACGGUACUACCAUGGAGAUCAUGUCGACAGCGCAGCGUCGCGACCUGCAGAUAAACAUCCCCGCUCUGCGCAAGCUGGACGCCAUGCUCAUUGUAAGCGCUAUUACCUUAUUAGAUUUAGCUAGGCAUCUUCAACGGCAACCUGCAAAAAACCUCCCUCAUUCAUCUAUAGACAGGGAAGGGGAGCCUUGGCGCAGUGGUAAAGCUGCUGCCUUGUGACCAUGAGGUCAUGGUUUCAAGUCCUGUAAACAGCCUCUUACAGAAAUGUAGGGAAAGGCUGCGUACUAUAGACCCAAAGUGGUCGGACCCUUCCCUGGACCCUGCGCAAGCGGGAGCUACAUGCACCAGGUUGCCCUUUUUUAUUCAUCUAUAGACAGGGAAUCAGUCUGCGGACACGGACCAACGGCACGAAAUUCAAUCAAAAAGAUGAAUUUUGAUAUAAACACGGCAUAUUUCAUUGAAAGUAGGAUAUUUGUACAUAAAUUCGGCCCAGUGAACUAAAAACCUAAAACUAAGACCCUAAACUAUCCUAUGCUUCACAGUGACCUCAUAGCCAAUGCCAAGCUGGCCGGCUGCUUCUCUUCCGUCAUCGUUGCCCGUCGCCGUCGAAGGAAUCAUCGUCGCGCUUGAGGCGGCGGCAGGUGGUGGUGCUGCGGAAAUGCUUCCCGGCGGUCACCUGAUGCGCACGGAUGAUCCUCUUCGCCUCCUCCUGUGCUGUGCACUGUUAGGCCGCGGCCACCAAGGACGUGGGCUGUGGGAGAGGGCGACUGUUGUUGGAGGCGUCGUCGUUGGCGGCGGCGGCGAUCUCGGUGAGGGACCAUUCCUCGCUGUACCUGCCCAUCUCCCUGUCAAGGCAGCAGAGACGGCGCUUGGCCGUCUCAGACGUCGUCACAGAGCGGUCCAGGGCCCAGAUGUAUGCCACGUCUGGAUCCGCCGCGAUGUGCGGCGGCGGGAUGUCGGAGUCCGCGAACUGGGAUCGACGGAGUCCCACCAACGCUGC
Messenger RNA from Triticum aestivum (bread wheat), 1928 nucleotides. Its product is annotated as rop guanine nucleotide exchange factor 9-like. Bases 467 to 1147 code for a protein of 226 amino acids. The transcript is spliced from 3 exons. The record is from RefSeq and is a predicted model, not a curated record. Gene Ontology annotation, molecular function: guanyl-nucleotide exchange factor activity. Lineage: Eukaryota; Viridiplantae; Streptophyta; Magnoliopsida; Poales; Poaceae.